This is a messenger RNA of Conger conger (European conger), 2254 nucleotides long. It is a transcript of the gene surf4, whose product is annotated as surfeit 4. Gene Ontology annotation, cellular component: endoplasmic reticulum; membrane; endoplasmic reticulum-Golgi intermediate compartment. NCBI's taxonomy places the organism in Eukaryota, Metazoa, Chordata, Actinopteri, Anguilliformes, Congridae. Gene Ontology annotation, biological process: Golgi organization. The record is from RefSeq and is a predicted model, not a curated record. Bases 196 to 1005 code for a protein of 269 amino acids. The transcript is spliced from 6 exons.
CACCAGCGCUAGUCAAGGCGGCGCGGCGCAUUGUGGGGCGGAGGCGGCCUUUCCUGGUGAGGCAGGCAGGCAGACAGACAGCUUUGCGACUGCGGGGCUCAGUUCUACAAGUGAAACCGAUAUAAGUUAGCGACUCAGGGGGUGUCUUCGCUGCACUGGUGUUAUUUCAGCACCAAACCACAUUAAAACCUAGACAUGGGACAGGACGAUUUAAUGAAUACCGCCGAGGACGUGGCAGACCAGUUCCUCCGCGUGACCAAGCAGUACCUGCCCCACCUGGCCCGGCUGUGCCUGAUCAGCACCUUCCUGGAGGACGGCAUCCGCAUGUGGUUCCAGUGGAGCGAGCAGCGCGACUACAUCGAGGGCACCUGGGGCUGCGGCUACUUCCUGGCCACCUGCUUCGUGCUGCUCAACCUCUUAGGACAGCUCGGUGGCUGUGUCCUCAUCCUCAGUAGAAACUUCGCACAGUACGCCUGCUUCGGCCUGUUUGGAAUCAUCGCUCUUCAGACUGUAGCCUACAGCAUUUUAUGGGAUCUUAAAUUUUUGAUGAGGAACCUGGCGCUGGGCGGGGGUCUGCUUCUGCUGCUGGCGGAGUCACGCUCGGAGGGGAAGAGCAUGUUCGCAGGGGUGCCCUCCAUGGGCGAGAACUCCCAGAAGCAGUACAUGCAGCUGGGCGGGCGUGUCCUCCUGGUGCUCAUGUUCAUGACCCUGCUGCACUUCGAUGCCAGCUUCUUCUCUAUCCUGCAGAACAUGGUGGGCACAGCCCUCAUCGUGCUGGUGGCCGUCGGCUUCAAGACCAAGCUGGCCGCCCUCACCCUGGUGCUGUGGCUCCUGGCCAUCAACGUCUACUUCAACGCCUUCUGGACCGUGCCCGCCUACAAGCCCAUGCACGACUUCCUGAAGUACGACUUCUUCCAGACCCUGUCCGUCAUUGGGGGGCUCCUGCUGGUGGUGGCACUGGGCCCCGGGGGCGUGUCCAUGGACGAGAAGAAGAAGGAGUGGUGAUCCUGCCAUGCCACGCCACGCCCAAAUCUUCUCUCAAACCUCGCCGGGACACGGGGGACCCCAGCCACCCCGUACCAGCAUUGUCAAAACACGCAGUGACAGCAUUCUCUGUCUGUCUGUCUCGUUCUCCUCUCUCUCCCUCUCUCGCUCUCUCUCUCUCUCUCUCUCUCUCUCGCUCUCUCUCUCUCAUCCACUCUUCCAGCAGUUCUUAUCUUAUUUUUGUUUGUUUUAAUUUUCUCUGAAGAAUUUUUUUAUACUUGUAUAUUGAACCCUCCUCCCCCCCCUUCACUGAGACGGCAAGAAACAAGUGACUGAUGAAAUUACGUCCAUCAGGUUGAAAGGAAACCACUUUCCGGGCAGUGCAUGGGUGGUGUCACCACUUUCUUUCUAUGGUUUUGUGCGUUAAGCUUUUCCCUCUCUCUGUACGACAGCACUGAUAUCAGUGCCCCCUGUAGGACACUGCAGGCACGUUCAGGCAGUGUCCGCACGUACGUACUACUGCACAGUUUGGGAGUGCCUCUGUGUCUGUUUGUGGCUACUUUUAACUGGAAAUGCACCCUCUGCAAACCAGAACCAUGCUUAUUUUUGUGUUUAGGGAGGAGGGGGGGAGUGGGGGUAGGGGGUUAUGUAGGCCACAUACGCACAUCUCUCCUGUUCCUUGGGGCAGUGGACAUUUCUCGAUCUCGGUAUCGACGUUGAGUCCCGCAGCACUGAGAACUGUGUUUACACUCUCUUCCCGAGUUUCCAAGCCCAUCAGUCAAAAGAACGAGACAAAUACCGGUCUUCCACACAGACCUGCAGAUUCAGAACCCUUCAGUUUACGGAAGGGAAUGUGAUUAAAACGGGGGGGCUGGGCACAUUGUGUACUCCUUCAGAAAUAGAGAAUUACAAAAAAAAAAAAAAAAACUUAACUCAUUUGGUCUUUGAGAAUUCAUUUUUAUGUUUUGUUUUUUUCCCACGUUUGAAAGUGGGUGCUUUCCGUCACGGUACUCGGCUUCCGGCAGUGACCAGCGCUCGGCCGGUCUCUGGUGUGGACAGGCGAGUGUUUACAGUCUCACGCUCAUCGCAGCAGGACGAGCCCCAGUGUCCACGCUCCGGAGACCUGCGGCAGCUCGCCCUGCGUCUUCACACCUGUGACAGUUAAAGAAACUCUGUGUAUGAAUUAUCAGAAGUUUAUAUUGUUUUUUUUUUUUUUUUUGGAAGUCAUUGUAAAGGAAAAAAUAAAAUGCAAAAAAAUGUCAUUGUCAAA